UCACUCAUAAUCUGUCUGGUUCUCCAAUGGCAGAAGGUUCAAUGGUCUGGGGCGAGAGUGGCAGAGUGGCUGGGCACCUGAAUCAAGGGAAAUGGAGGAAAACUUUGAUGAAUACAGAAAUGGGCCUGAUCAGGUCUUGCCAGCAACACACAAUAAAACAUGGGAGGCUGACGGAGUGGUCAAACUGUAUAUUGAAGAGGAAGGAGCGAUGGCAGGUGCUCCUUUUUCAGUCCACACAUUGAUGCAGGACAGAGCACGGGAUUAUGCUAAACAUCCUGCUCUAGCUGUGAAGAGGGAAGGAGCUUGGAGGUACUGGACUUACAAAGAAUAUUUUGAAGAGUCCAGAACAGUUGCAAAGGCCUUCAUAAGGCUUGGUCUUGAGAGGUUCCAUGGAGUUUGCAUCAUGGGAUUCAACUCGCCGGAAUGGUUGAUUGCUAACUUUGGUUGUAUAUUUGCUGGUGGUUUGUGUGCAGGUGUUUACACUACAAAUUCUCCGGAAGCUUGUAGACAUUUAGCUGAAAACUGUCGUGCUCAGAUUAUUGUUGUGGAAGAUAAUGCUUGUUUGAACAAAUUUCUGGCGGUCAAAAGAUUUUUACCAGAAAUCAAGGCAAUAAUUCAGUGGUCUGGAGUACCAGGCGCUCCAGGUGUUAUAUCAUGGGCAGAACUCAUGGCAAUUGGUCUUGCUGAAAAAGAUGCUGAGCUUGAAGAUCGUCUUUCUCUGGCUGCUGUCAACCAGUGUUGUACUUUGAUAUACACAUCAGGUACCACAGGCCCACCAAAAGGAGUUAUGUGUUCGCAGGAUCACCUCACUUGGGGAAGUUCGCAGUACCAGGCUAAUACAAAUCAUGAAUUAUGCACAGAAGUUUUCGUGUCUUAUCUUCCUCUCAGUCAUCUUGCUGCUCAGAUGCUUGAUGUAUAUUUAGCAUGUACAAUCGGAGCUACAGUUUAUUUUGCACAACCUGAUGCCUUGAAGGGGACACUAGGUCAAACACUACAAGAGGUACGUCCAACUUGUUUCUUGGGAGUGCCAAGAGUUUGGGAGAAGAUAUAUGAAAGAAUGCAGGAAGCUGGUGCACAAGUUGGUGGGGUGAAGAAGGCUGUAGCUACAUGGGCCAAAUACCAUGGUCUCAAUUACUUCAAUGCAUUACGUGAUGGCAGGACUUUGUCUACAUAUGAGAGAGCUUGCAACUCAUUAGCAAAAGCACUCAUCUUGAAUAAAGUGAAGGCAGCUAUUGGGUUCAACCGCGCUGAAAAGUUUGUAUCAGGUGCUGCACCCAUAUCAAAAGAUGUCCUUGAGUAUUUUAUGAGUAUUAACAUCCCCAUUAUGGAAGGAUAUGGCAUGUCAGAAAGUCUCAGCAUAUGUUCUAUGUCAUACCCGGAACAAGAUCGCUUCAGGCUUGGUAGUGUUGGCAAGGCUCUUCCACAAUGUUAUACAAAACUGGCACCAGUUGAUGGAUGCAAGCCAGAUGAAGGAGAGAUAUGCAUGAAGGGAAGAAGUGUGUUUAUGGGGUAUUUACAUAUGCCGGAGAAGACUAGUGAGACGAUUGAUGAUGAGGGAUGGCUGCACUCAGGAGAUAUAGGAAGAUUCGAUGAAGAUGGAUUUCUCUACAUUACUGGGCGGAUCAAGGAGUUGAUCAUAACAGCAGGUGGUGAGAACAUCCCACCUGUGUUGAUUGAGGAAGCAGUCAAGAAGGAACUGCCAUUCGUCAGUUUUGCAUUUCUAUGUGGUGAUCGUAGAAAAUAUCUGUCAAUGCUCUUGACAUUAAAGGCCGAGACAGAUGAUACCACUGGGGAGCCACAACAGAUCUUGACACCAGCUUGCCAAGCAUUGUUUAAGGACCUUGGUUGUGAUGUCCAGACUGUGGCAGAGGCUGUGGCUGAGGUGAAGGAGAAUCCUAGUGGACCUUUAGCCAAAGCUAUACAGGAUGGAAUUGAGAGGUACAACAAAUCUGGAGCAGUUUCGAAUGCACAGAAAAUCCAAAAAUGGGCGCUUCUUCCACUGGACUUCUCUCAACCAACAGGAGAACUCAAUAAUACUUUAAAGCUAAAGAGGAGCUUUGUUCAGGAAAAGUAUAAAGACAUAAUUGACUCUAUGUACAUACCAAACAAGUCACUGGAUGUGGCAAGUAAGCUGUGAGGGAAAUUAGGUAUUUAUCAAUUUUUAUCUUGUCACCUUGUUACUGUUUGUUUGACGGUAGUUUUAUGUUUAUGAAAAUGAAAAUGACACAAUUUUUUUGUUAUUGUUGCAUGGGAAUGAACAAAAAUAUAUGUUGUUGUAAUUCACUGAUCUAUGGAAAAGAAAAAAAUGGAUGAAGCAUUUAUUAUUUCAUUUAUAGAGUGAAGCUGACAAAAAUUCAUGACAACCAUCUUGGAGUGACCACCAUGCAGUGGGGAUAUAGUUUGUAAAGUACACUUGGAGUAGAGAGAAGUAAAAAUUUUACAUUUUAUGAUCAUGUGUUAUAGGCAGGGUGAUUUGGCAUCCUUGGUAGCUGAUAAAAAAGCUGUGUUUCCGAAGGGGAGGGUCUGCCUGGGAUAUAUGAUAUGAUGAAAAAAGAGAGAUAUUCAGAUUUUUGGAAACCUUCUGUAUGUUCUAUAAAAGUUUGGAAGUGAACUUUGCAAAUAUAAAGAAGAUACAGCAUAUUUUGUCUAACCUAAUACUGUAUUUCCCUUAAUGUAUGCAUCGUGGCCUAAAUGAUCCCUUUUCGUUGUGUGUUGCAA
Messenger RNA from Penaeus vannamei (Pacific white shrimp), 2718 nucleotides. Its product is annotated as long-chain-fatty-acid--CoA ligase ACSBG2. Gene Ontology annotation, cellular component: membrane; endoplasmic reticulum. The record is from RefSeq and is a predicted model, not a curated record. Gene Ontology annotation, molecular function: long-chain fatty acid-CoA ligase activity. NCBI's taxonomy places the organism in Eukaryota, Metazoa, Arthropoda, Malacostraca, Decapoda, Penaeidae.